Acanthoscelides obtectus is the source of this 1913-nucleotide messenger RNA. NCBI's taxonomy places the organism in Eukaryota, Metazoa, Arthropoda, Insecta, Coleoptera, Chrysomelidae. The record is from the annotation of a GenBank genome assembly.
CUUGCACGAACGAGGACGGUAUUUCAAAAACAAUCCGUUUCCUUGCAGGCUCAUCUAUUUCAGUGUUAUUGCCAUGAGCCCGAAAGGACUUUGGGCCUCGAAGUGGACUGAGUGUAAAAUUCUUUGUUUACUUUUACUUACUACAACAAUGCUUCAAGGAGGCUCAUAAUAUGGUGAGAGAGGCUAAUGAGAAGCAAGCAGCGUCCGAAAAAGCACUGAAGGAAAGCCAGAUGAAAGUGGACGUCCUCACCGCAGAAGUUGCUGCUUUGAAAACACUCGUGCUCACUUCCACGCCCAGUUCCCCCAACCCACAUCUACAUCCUCAACUAAACGGCGCUAAGGAUGAGACUGGUGUGGCGUUGUUCAAGAAGCAUCGCCGGUCUCCAUCGCACUUUAAUCUGAAAUAUGGCAGGGAAAAUUCACCUCCAGAUUCGCCAGUCAAGGAAGUGGUGCAUAUCACUUGUGAGGUGGAAAGCAAAGAAGGCUUAGAGGUGGAUCCAGUGCUACACAAAGAGUUCCUGGUCUGGCGCCAAAACCCAGUGCUAGAUAAGGCAGACUGCUUCAUUAGCCGAAUGUACGACGAAGAUAUUCACCUGUGCCUAUGCUUCAACAACAGCGACCUGUCAGGGAAAGUUGUUAAGGCAGUCGAAUCCGGUACAAUACUCAUCGAAGCUGUUAGUGAUAAGACUAAGGCGAUGUUCCCCAAGAAAUGUGCGUUGCUCGAGGUACCAAGACUGUGCUUCUACAGAAUGAAUAUAGGUGAAGCAGAUACAUGGUACAACAUAUCACAAAUCUGUAGGAAUAGGAUAAUUGCCGUCUGUGAUUUUUUAAACUAUUUGAAGUACAUUGAGCGAGGAUUGGUCAAGAGUUCGGUUCAUGACGUAUACUGGGAGAUCGUUCGCCUAACGAAAGAACAUGGUCCUAGCUCGAUUAGGAUUAGCACUAUCAUCAUGAAUUCAUCAAAUCUCACCUUAUUUCAUGUGCCAAAACUCAUUUAUAUUUUAUAAGAUCUGAUAAAAAGUCAAACCAAAGAUUAUUUUAAGUUUUUUUCAAAAUUAUCUUUUCAAGAUGGUAAUACUCUAUAAGCUGUCUUUUAGGUACAAAAUAUCUAGCAAUCUCCAAUGUGACCUAUUUUAAUUUUUCACUGAAUCAUAUUUUUUUCGACAAAGUAAGCAAUCCAUAGGGUUUGAGGGAAACGAUAUCUGAGGAUUCAGUGUUAACCUUUCUUUCUCCGUUUAUUUUAAUAUUUUUAUUCUCUCUGAAUGUGUACAUAUGAUUUUUAGAUAUUCUAUUGUAACGAUUGUUGUAUAUAGGAUGUGAGAUUACCUUAGAACCCAACAACAAAAUCAUUUUUUAUUUUUGGAAAUUAUACUAGGAUCUAAUCUGAAUGCCACGUGGCUUACAUCUUUCAGGAUCUUCCACUUCCUCAUGUUUCACACGAGGCUGUUAAUAAAAUUGAGUUAGUUGUUAAAAUUGUAAUAAUGUUUUCAUAUCCAUGCUAAGAUUUAGUUCCUAGUAAUACUUAAAUACAGAGGAGUACAAAGAAUUGACUCCUGAAAGUUUGUUCUCUGUUUACAUCAAGCUGUUUAUUUUCUUCAACAGUACGUACUAGAAAGAAUACUGAAAGCUAAUUAAAAUUCAUUACAAUAUCAAUUAAAAACUACUAAUAUAGAUAUUAUAAUCGACAUCAAUAUCAUUUGUAGCACGUCCUGAUGAAAUGAGACACAAUUUUGAAAGCGUGACAACGAGAGAACAAACUUUCUUGGUGGUUUGAAUUCUUGAACUUGUACUUUGUAUCUUAAAAAGUCCGCCAAGGCUUCCUUCCUCUCUCAGAGAAGUACUACACAUCCAAUACCUAAUGUAUAUUAAGAAUGUUAUUAAAUUUAGAGAAAUAAAAACAAAUUCAAAUCAGA